AUGGACCCAAAUCCGCAAUCAUACAUUCUGUCCCAGUCCGAGUUGAGAGCAAUAUUCGAGCGGGACAUCGUCCCCGCCGAACUGGAAACAGGCAAACUGCGAACUCGUCUGGCCACCAAUGCGGAAACAACCCAACGCCCCCUUGCUGUUCUCGUCGUGGGCCAAACCGGCGCAGGCAAGACUCGGAUCGCGCCCACCAUAAAGCAGGCGAUUCGGUCCUGCCGCGGCGAGCCAGCCCACUUCAUCGCUGACACGUACAAAACGUACCACCCAGCCUACACGCGCCUCAUCGUCGAGCGUCCAGCUCUGGCAUCUCCAGCAACCAGGACCGACGCCCGCCGUUGGCUCGCCAUGGCAGCUGCCUACGCUGUGGCACGGCGCAUCGACGUCCUGCUCGAGUCGGCGUGCCGAAACCCGGAAGACUUUGUGGAUCUGACCCAGGCGUUCCACGAGGGGGGCUACCGGGUCGAGGUAGUUAUCAUGGCGGUGCCGAAGGGCUUGAGCCGAUUGGGUAUCCUCACGCGGUUUUAUGAAAAACUACCUGAAGCCGGGUCGGGAAACCUGCCCGUGAGGCUCACCCCGAAGACUGUGCAUGAUGAUUCUUAUGAGCAUAUAUUCGAUGCGGCGGCCGUUGCCGAUGGGUCGGUGGCUAUAGAUCAGAUUGUUGUCAUGCGGAGGGAUAAUGUCGUGGCGUAUGCGAACGAGCGGGUUGGCAGCGGCGAGUGGAGAAAAAGAGCGGCCGCGGCGGAGGCUAUACGUACGGAAAUAGGUCGCCCUCUCCUACCGACGGAGCGGUCCAUUGCUUAUGAAGACCUGGAUAAGUUGAGGAAACGAAAGGUUCCCGAGUUGGCAUCUCAGGUCACUGAGAUUGAGACUCUGCUCGAGGCGAUUCUCACAAAGGCCAAUGACACAGAUUUACCAUCGUUACGACCAUUGUCAUUACCCAGUGGUAACAAUGAAACAGACAAGGUCAAUCUUGAUAAGUUGGAUCUGAGACUCGGACUGUAUCUCUCCUGA
Molecule: messenger RNA, 1017 nt
Organism: Pseudomassariella vexata
Lineage: Eukaryota; Fungi; Ascomycota; Sordariomycetes; Amphisphaeriales; Pseudomassariaceae
Product: zeta toxin
Exons: 1
Coding region: 1-1017 (338 amino acids)
Molecular function (GO): ATP binding; kinase activity
Source: RefSeq, a predicted model, not a curated record